AUGAAAAUAGCAGUCGAAGGAUGCUGCCACGGCGAGCUCGACAACAUCUACCAAGAAAUCGCCCGCCUCGAGCAGCAGAACCAUUACAAAGUCGACCUCCUCCUCAUCUGCGGCGACUUCCAGGCGAUCCGCAACCACCGCGACCUGACCUGCAUGGCCGUGCCGGACAAGUAUAAGCGCCUCGGCGGGUUUCACAAGUAUUAUACGGGGGAGAAGACCGCGCCUGUGUUGACGAUAUUCAUCGGCGGGAACCACGAAGCGUCGAACUAUUUAUGGGAGCUGUACCACGGCGGCUGGGUGGCACCCAACAUCUACUACCUCGGCCACGCGGGCUGCGUGCACGUCAACGGCGUGCGCAUCGCCGGCCACUACGAGCACCUCCCCUACGACAAAGGUACCAUGCGCACGAUCUAUCAUAUACGCGAGUUCAACGUCCGGCGGCUCUCCCUCCUCUCCUCCCCCGACAUAUUCCUCUCGCACGACUGGCCCAGCACGAUCACCGCGCACGGCGACGCCGCGGACCUCCUCCGCCGGAAACCCUUCUUCCGGGACGACAUCAGCUCCGGCAAGCUCGGCUCGCCGCCGCUCAUGGGCCUCCUGCGCGCGCUGAAGCCGGCGUGGUGGUUCGCGGCGCACCUGCACUGCCGGUUCGAGGCGGCGGUGGUGCAUGGCGGCGGGGAGAAGGUGGAGAAGGCGGGGAAGAAUCCGGAUGAGAUUGUUAUUGAUGAGGACGAGGAGGAGGGUGGGGUUGGGGAUGAAGCAGAGGGGGAGCAGGGGAGGGCGGAGGGGAAACAGAACGAGAACCCCGACGAGAUCGUCCUGGACGACGAGGCGGCGGAGGUCGUCGCGCCGCCCCGCCCGCCAGCGCCCCCCAAAGUGACGACAUUCAUCGCGCUGGACAAGUGCCUCCCCCGCAGACAGUUCCUCGAGGUAGUUGACGUAGGGAGCCCGCAAGCAGGAGACGGCGCGCCGCGGCUGGCGUACGACCCCGAGUGGCUCGCGAUCACGCGCGCCUUCCAGCCGUGGCUCUCGACCAGCAGGUCGCAGCCGCCCUUCCCCGAGGAGGCGCAGGCGCGCGAGAUGGUGCGCGCCGAGCUCGCCUGGGUGCAAGCAAACGUGGGGGCGAAGGAGGUCGGGGAGUGCCAGGUGUUCGCGGUGACCGCGCCGGGGCCGUCGCCCGAGGACAGGGCGCAGAAGAACCGGCCGCCGCCGGUCUACCCGAACCCGCAGACGGACGCGUUCUGCGCGAUGUUGGGCAUCGAGAACAAGGUGCGCGCGAGCGCGGGCCGUGCGCCGUCCAAGCAGGCAGAUCCCGAGCCUAGCGUGUCUCAGCAAGCAGGGCCCGAAUCCAGCGCGCCCGCGGACGCGGGUGCACUCCCUACCACCCCGAGCGCUCCAGACCAGUCAUGAGGUGCGGCCCUCGUAGUGCGUUUCGAAUAUGUAUGUAUAGAUCGCGCGCGCCACUAUAUCGCGGCUUUCUGACGGACCGCGGUCCUAAUUUAUAGAAUGAUAAGAGCGUGCCGGGCGUUCCAUGGGAACCUUGUG
Gloeophyllum trabeum ATCC 11539 is the source of this 1545-nucleotide messenger RNA. Its product is annotated as DBR1-domain-containing protein. Gene Ontology annotation, biological process: mRNA splicing, via spliceosome. NCBI's taxonomy places the organism in Eukaryota, Fungi, Basidiomycota, Agaricomycetes, Gloeophyllales, Gloeophyllaceae. Gene Ontology annotation, cellular component: nucleus. The record is from RefSeq and is a predicted model, not a curated record. Gene Ontology annotation, molecular function: RNA lariat debranching enzyme activity. The transcript has 9 exons. Bases 1 to 1410 code for a protein of 469 amino acids.